Messenger RNA from Phasianus colchicus (ring-necked pheasant), 1466 nucleotides. It is a transcript of the gene COX7A2L, whose product is annotated as cytochrome c oxidase subunit 7A2 like. NCBI's taxonomy places the organism in Eukaryota, Metazoa, Chordata, Aves, Galliformes, Phasianidae. Gene Ontology annotation, biological process: mitochondrial electron transport, cytochrome c to oxygen; regulation of oxidative phosphorylation; mitochondrial respirasome assembly. The record is from RefSeq and is a predicted model, not a curated record. Gene Ontology annotation, cellular component: respiratory chain complex IV.
GUGCUUACUGCACCCACGGGGCACCUGCAGUCCCACACAGCUCAAUCACCACGAAGCAUUACCACUGGAACAUCUUUUAUUAUGCGGAGUCAGCCUAGGGCAGACAAUUCGCAGGGCAAAAGCAUUUGCGCUGUGAGACGCGGAUAACAGCAGCAAGCUUUCAGUACCGAGAAGCUGAGAGCAAACUGCCCCACACCCACACGAAGCAGACACAGGGCACGGUUUGUGGAGCGGAGCCGCCUUCGCUCGACCUCUUUCACCUCGAGACCGCCGCCCGCCCGACAGACGCCCGCCCGCAGCCGCUGCGCGUGCGCAGAGCUGCCCGCCUCCGCUCAGGGCGCCUUCCCCGUGCCUGACGGCCGCCGCCUGCCCGGCUCCGGGGCGGCACGCAGCGCACCGAGUCUGGUGUUGCCGCGCGCGCGGGCCUCGCUCUGUUCUCACUCCUUCGGCUUCUCCUCCGGGCGCUGCAUGCAGGCGCUCGCUGCGGACACCCGUGGGCCCUCGCGCGUCCGGGCGGCGUCCAGGAGGCGGCGGGGUCCUUCCACGCCGGCGGGGUCCUUCCGCGCCGCGCGUCGCCGCCGGUGGGUCGUGAGAGCUCGCGUGCCCACCAUGUACUACAAGUUCAACGGCUUCACGCAGCGCCUCGUCGGGGCUGCGGCCUCCGCCGCCUACAACCCGCAGAAAGCAGAUGGGCUGCCUGUACACCUGAAACGAGGAGUUCCGGAUAAGCUGCUUUAUCGGACCACUAUGGCUCUCACAAUAGGCGGGACUAUCUACUGUCUAGUAGCACUGUACAUGGCCUCACAACCAAGAAGCCAAAAGUAGACGAACCAUAACUCACAGGACUUAAUUCUUUGAAAGACUUCCUGCGUGUUUCUCCUGCUUCUUAAUUCUGUGAUCAUUUAAUGUUCAUCUUUUCAGAUCAAAUUUCUUUGGGAAAGAUGUUUUUAAAUUGGUUGCCUUAUGUGUUCUAGAAAUUAAUAUAAACAAUGACUUUAAGUCAUCAUCUUACUUACGGUUGCAGCUCAGCAUUUAUUGUCUUGCAGGAAUGUAUGAAGUUGGAGAAGGCUGAAUUUCUCCUUCUUUUCCCCACUCAGCUUCAAUAAUGUUGGAGACAGGACAGAAGUACCACUUUCUGGACUAGGCUCCACAUUCCUUAGAGGGAGCUUGCUGCUAGUUUCCAAAAGAGUAAAAGAAAAUCAUUUAAUUAUUAUGACAUACACAGCUCAUUUUACAUAAGCAGGGGGCAAUGGAACUUCUCUAAAUGUUGGCAUAUCAUUAAAUACUUGUACCUCUGAUGGUAGGGCAAAUAGCUUAUCUCCUUGGAACUUGUAAACUGGAUUUAUUUCAUGUGAACAUCACGGUAUGCAGCAGUAUUGUAGCAUCAGUUAUACCAGUUUUUGGACUUUUCAUUUGUCAGAUGCUCUCAUGCAUAAAAAUAAAUACAUGAGUAAUAAAAUAAACAA